CCUCAGACGGAGAGGAGGGUGGGCCCUCACGCCCGUGGUAGGAGGAGGAUUAAGUAUUACGUUCCCCUUGUUGCAAGAGUCAAAUGGGGAGUGGCAAGGGGUCUCUUCGAAAGACGGGGCAUAAUUCCUCUUUGAUGAGAGCUUAUCGAGCCAUCACUUGGCCAAUAACAGCCGGACAGUUGUAUCUAUUAAUGCAACCAGUGACGUUCGUAUUUAUGACCACGAUAAGGCUGCAAUUUCAUGGCAUCGUGCCCCAAGCCCCACUGCCCUCAACCCGUCCUGACCUAUUUUAAAAUGAGGCCUUUGAUGGAUUUAGAACGAAGCACACCCAACAUUUAAAAGACGAAUGCAAUAAAAAUCUCUUGGCAAAACGAUGUUCCAACUUAGUUAGUGGUAAACGUUUCCCAGGAAACGUUUCGAGCAAUCGUUGGCGAUCGUUGGUUGCGGAUCCCUGUCUGUUUAUCUCCCGGUAUCUAUUUUAGUUCCCAGGAAUCGAAAUGCUGGUGGCAACUGGUAACGGACUGAGUGCACAACACUGCCCAAAAAGCAUGACGGGAAAGUUGAUGCUUGUGAAAUGCAAGAAACACUGAUUUAUAAAUUAGUGAAACUAACCUGAGUGCGCUGCCCGAGCAACCAACCCUGCCGCAUUCUUCGGAGCAUUGUUCAUAGCACUAGCAGAUGACUCAACGUCUUGGCAGCCAUUUUCUAGGAGCCGUUUUAGGGCUCCGGCCAUCAAGGGAAAAGCGUCCCCAGCUGCCUCUGUCAGAGGGGUGCUUUCUCAGUUCCUCCGCUCCUCUCUCUUCUUCCCCCCAGCCUCCCCCCCUAGAGCUGGCGCCGAGGGCUCGUGGUGGACUCCUGUGCCACAUUGGACACAGUCUCGUUCGGAGGUGGUGGUGGUGGUAGGCGACGAAGGUUCGCUGGUUGUGAAGCUGCUGUGUAGUGCCUCUGCUACCGUACCUCUGGUAGCCAGCCCUUCAGGAGGGAGAGAGAGAGAGAGUGAGUGACAGAGAUAGAAGGGGUCAGCAGCGGCGCCUCCUCCUCCUCCUCCUCCGCCAUUCUCUUGCCCCAACGCCUUUUUGCAGGCCGCCCACUCGAGUGUGUCUCUCUAUUACAGGCACCACCACCAGCAGCCGUGGCAGCAGCAGCAGGAGCCGUUCUUUAGCCUCUCUGCCAUUCCCACCUUCGCGCCCUUCUUCAUCGCCGCCGCUGCCGCCGUCUUCGUCGUCUCUCCAUUAUAAAAAGGUGUCAUCAUGGAUGUUCCAGAAUACAGGAGGCCUAUAAAGGUCAACCGGUAUUGGAACAGACCUAAGCCUAGGGUCUAUGAGUGUAAUUUAAGGGAUGCUGAGCGCAUGUACCAAGACAACUACAAGGUUUAUCUCGCCGAGAAGGAUUACAGGCUCCGAGGUCCCAGGGACUGGUCUGAGGACAAGCUUGACCGAUUCGCACACCUGCGAGCGGGGCCUCUCCGUCGGGAGCAGUCCCUUCAGCCUUUCUCGAGCCGCCAUGAGACUUCCUCUACCGUCGAGGGAAUUCUCACGAGGGCCUCUCUCGCUCGAGAGACUUCGGAAGAGCUCCCCGCCACCUUGAAAAUCGAAUCCAAACCGGUCCCCGCUUAUGACCCUCAGAAGGAGACUCAGAGCCUGGAGGAACGCCUCGCUAGGCUCAAGAGGCUGAGGGAGGAUCUCGGACUCCCACAGGACGCCGAGGCCUCGAGAAACACCCUCCGAGACUCAAUGUCUCGCACCCUCGCCAACGACACGGACAGUUCCUACAAGUCCGAAAGGACAUCUCGCUACAGGUCAGCCGCUGCAUCCGGAGCAACCAGUGACGAGUCCUCUUACAGCUUCAAGUCGGAAAGGUCAGCUAAGGUCAAUGGCAUCGGAGCUUCCUCCUCGUCAAUCGACGAUUACAAACGAACCCCAACUUUCGAAAGGAAGCGAGUGGAACUCGACGUUACCCCCAAGAUGGAGCGAAAGACCUUCUCCGCCAGGAAGGACUUGGACGACGACUUCUCGGCGUCCAAGACCGAAAAAAAAACGGAACGGUACUCCAAACUGUCAGCGACAACUGCGUCCUCCAGUAGCCCCGUCAGGAGCAGGAAGGUCAUUACCGCUACGGAAAAGCUGGACCUGGAUGAUGAGGUGGACGAUGCCACCCUGGCCAAGAUGAUGAAGAAGCUACCAUCAUCUCAGGAGAUUCUGGAACGAAUCAGUAAAAUGGAUCUGGAUGACUGACUAGAUACACUGAUUGACGGACAACCUUGAACCGGGCAUAAUUAGUUGUUUACACUGAUAGCUGCUGCAGUAUAUGACGCAGAAAUAGAAAUAAAUGAGUGGUGGCGUACUGACAGACUCAUUUGGUAUUUUAGCGAAGAGGAGCAAACAUCCGUGGACACUGAAAACCAUAGUACUUCUAAAAAAUAAUAUUCCAGAACGAAAAUUCCAUCCGUUGGCAUUGUAACAAAAAAAAAAUAGUUUUCAGAACAAAGUUACAGUUAUUCAGUAAAACGAGGUUGUUCGUCAAUCAGUAUGGUAGUUGUUUUAUUGGACAAUUUAUUGCAUUGGUAGGAGAGUUUAAUCCUGGGAGUGAAUUUUACCACCACCUAAAUCUGAAACCAUUCUUAACUUUCAAGUUCUCACAAAUCAACUGUCCACAAGUUUUGCAGUGCAACGGAGUGAAGUAUUAUUCCAUGAUGACAAAUCAAUUCGUUUUUUAGAUGCGUGAACUUUUUUUUUCUUUUUUGUAAAGCCUCUUUAUAAGCGAGGAAGGCAAAUGUGGAAUCUUUAUACUUUUUUAUACAAGUGGCUUGUGAAAUAACCAAUUUCCCUCACCCUCACAACCCUCCCCCCACGAGCAACCUAGUGAUAAACCGGACCUUGAAUUAUAUGGACAAAAAGACUUUGAUAU
Macrobrachium nipponense is the source of this 2907-nucleotide messenger RNA. RefSeq lists its product as uncharacterized. The record is from RefSeq and is a predicted model, not a curated record. NCBI's taxonomy places the organism in Eukaryota, Metazoa, Arthropoda, Malacostraca, Decapoda, Palaemonidae. The coding region runs from base 1251 to 2234 and encodes 327 amino acids. The transcript has a single exon.